AAUGACCGCCGUUGGGAGCAGACAGCAAAGUUGAGUUGUCAGUUCUCGUUUAGGUGCCGGACCGGUUGUUGCUCGUCCGCGUCUAGUUAGUUGUUCUCGUUCGCAAUUCAGACACAAUUUACAUCGGAAAACAAGGAACAAUGGCUCCCAUUAACACAGAAGGAUACGAUUACGACUUAGUCGUUCUUGGUGGUGGAUCGGGUGGCUUAGCUUGUGCCAAAGAAGCGGUACAACAUGGUGCAAAAGUGGCUGUUUUAGAUUUCGUGAAACCUACACCCAUCGGAACAUCAUGGGGACUUGGUGGAACUUGCGUGAAUGUAGGUUGUAUACCAAAGAAACUCAUGCACCAAGCCGCGUUGUUAGGUGAAGCCAUUCAUGAAUCUUCAUCAUAUGGGUGGAAACUUAAUGCGCAGGAAGUCAAACCCGAUUGGAACGAACUGACCCAGGCCGUUCAAAAUCACGUUAAGUCGGUGAAUUGGGUGACCCGCGUUGAUCUUAGGGAUAAGAAAGUUGAAUAUAUAAACGGUUUAGGUUCAUUCAAGGAUCCCCAUACGAUCAUCGCAACAAUGAAAAAUAAAUCGGAACGCGAGCUAAAAACGAAAAAUGUUGUCAUCGCUGUCGGCGGACGUCCACGCUACCCUAAUAUUCCUGGUGCUGUAGAAUAUGGUAUAACUAGUGAUGAUAUCUUCAGUUUAGACAAGGAGCCUGGCAAGACCCUUAUCGUUGGUGCUGGAUACAUUGGAUUGGAGUGCGCUGGCUUCCUCAAUGGAUUAGGUUACGAAGCAACUGUGAUGGUCCGCUCUGUUCCGUUACGAGGUUUCGAUCAACAAAUGGCCAACCUAGUGAAGAUGGCGAUGGAAGAGAAAGGAAUUCGAUUCCUUAAUCAAUGCAUCCCGAAAUCCGUUGAAAAAUUGGAAAGUGGAAAAUAUCUUGUGAAAUACAUGCAAACUGAAGGUACCGAUCAGUUGUGCGAAGAGUUUGAUACCGUUUUGUGGGCGAUCGGUCGUGAUGGUUUGGUUGAUGAUUUAAAGCUUGAAAAUGCUGGAGUUCAGAAACAUGAUGAAGAGAAAAAAAUCAUCGUGGACGAUCACGAGCGAACCAAUAUUCCACAUAUCUACGCUGUUGGUGAUAUUAUUCACGGAAGGCCCGAGUUGACACCGGUGGCAAUUCUCGCUGGACGAUUGCUCGCCCGUAGAAUCUUUACAAACUCAACACAAAUCAUGGAUUAUAUGGAUGUGGCCACCACUGUAUUCAGCCCUCUGGAAUAUGCGUGUGUUGGACUUAGCGAGGAGGCAGCCAUUGCUAAAUUCGGUGAAGAAAACGUCGAAGUCUACCACGCUUACUACAAGCCAACUGAGUUCUUCAUCCCGCAGAAGAGUGUUAAACACUGUUACUUAAAAGCUGUAGCCGAGCGAGCAGGUGAUCAAAGAAUUGUAGGGUUGCAUUAUGUGGGUCCAGUAGCUGGUGAGGUAAUACAGGGAUUUGCCGUAGCUAUGAAGUCUGGCGUAACGAUAAAGAUUUUACUAAAUACCGUCGGUAUUCACCCAACAACGGCCGAGGAGUUUACACGACUGAAUAUCACUAAGCGAUCGGGCUUGGAUCCUACACCAGCCACUUGCUGCAGUUAAAUCAUUACCAGCUACAUAUUAGGUUUUAAUUUGUUUAUCGAUAACACUAUUAAUUUUCAGGAGCAACUAAAUUGUACUCACUUUAAAUUGGUACCGUUUACUUAUUAUUAGCAAUUCUUUUAGAAAAAUAUUCAUGUUUUCCCAUAUUUUAGAUACUUAAUAAAUGCUGUUGAAAGACAAA
Messenger RNA from Hermetia illucens (black soldier fly), 1809 nucleotides. RefSeq names its product thioredoxin reductase 1, mitochondrial-like. Gene Ontology annotation, molecular function: flavin adenine dinucleotide binding; thioredoxin-disulfide reductase (NADPH) activity; glutathione-disulfide reductase (NADPH) activity. The transcript has 6 exons. Bases 141 to 1628 code for a protein of 495 amino acids. Gene Ontology annotation, biological process: cell redox homeostasis; cellular response to oxidative stress; glutathione metabolic process. Lineage: Eukaryota; Metazoa; Arthropoda; Insecta; Diptera; Stratiomyidae. Gene Ontology annotation, cellular component: mitochondrion; cytosol. The record is from RefSeq and is a predicted model, not a curated record.